GUAGCUGCUAGGGCUGCCCCACGCGGCCGCCGCGACAACGAGAUGAUCCUCACGCAAUGCGCCGUCUGCGCCACCGAGCUUGGCUUGACCUUGGGCAAGAAAUGCGGUCGCUGCAGCACGCGCUACUGCGGGGCAGCCUGCCAGGUGCAGCACUGGAAAGAGGGCGGGCACGACCAGCUCUGCAAACCAAUAAAAAAGGCUGGCGGCGCGGAGCAAUACAACGCAAAUAACAAGUACGCGGAGGCUGUAUCGGUCGCGGCGGAGGCGUGCGCGGAGGACACCAAGGGGCAGACGUGCUACAUCUGCACGCAAGCCUUGCAUUGGAAAACGAAGGAAGGCCUCGUGCGCGGGUGCUCUUGCCGCGGGACGGCGGGCUUCGCGCACGUGUCGUGUCUGGCGGAGCAGGCGAAGAUCUUGGUUGCGGAGGCCGAGGAGAACAAUUUGGGCCACAAGGCGUUGAAUGAGAGAUUUGCGCGGUGGCACACGUGCGGUCUGUGCGAGCAACGGCACCACGGCGUCGUGCUGUGCGCUCUCGGGUGGGCCUGCUGGAAGACCUACGUGGGGCGGCCGGAGACAGACGCUCACCGGCUCGUGGCGAUGAGCGUGCUUGGGAACGGUUUAUCCGCAGCAGACUAUAACGAGGAAGCGUUGACUGUGAGAGAGGCCGAGUUGGCUAUGCUGCGGCGCGCUGACGCACCAGAAUAUAACACUCUCUCCGUGAUGAGCAAUCUUGCGAUUGCGUAUGAAGCGCUUGGACGACCCGAGGCCCUGCAAGCGAAACGGGACGUAUACUAUGGAUAUUUGAAGCUCCAAGGUGAUGAACAUCAACAUACCCUCAAUGCAGCCAGCAACUACGCGUGGGGUCUUGUUCAGCUUGAGCGCUUCGAAGAAGCCAAGGCACUGUUUCGCAAAACGAUACCCAUAGCCCGGCGCGUUUUCGGCGAGGGUAAGGAACUCACGCUCAGGAUGAGAUGGCUUUCCGCAGAGGCGCUCUACAAAGCCGACGGCGCCACGCUCGACGAUCUCCGCGAGGCCGUGACGACGCUCGAGGACACCGCACGGAUUGCGCGGCGCGUGCUCGGACCUUCGCACCCGACCACAGAAGACAUUGUGCGCGAUUUGCAACUCGCGCGAGCGGCGCUUGGCGCCCGCGACGUCGAGCCUCUCCGGGAGGCCGUGGGGGCGAUGGACGUGUAA
This is a messenger RNA of Pelagomonas calceolata, 1197 nucleotides long. NCBI's taxonomy places the organism in Eukaryota, Pelagophyceae, Pelagomonadales, Pelagomonadaceae. The record is from the annotation of a GenBank genome assembly.